CGUCGUUCGAAAGUCUUAAUCGGCAAAAAAUUCGGACGAGUGCAGCCUAGAAUACCGGAAAACAAUAAUUCGGAUGUCAUUAUUUUUAGGUGUGGGAACCAAUUCGGAUGCAGCCAAUAAUAUAUCAUUAUUAUUAUCAUGUCGUUUAUAAUAUAUAUGCGAAGCAGUUUUGUCUUUGACGCGGUGAAAUCGAUCGUCAAACCGCCGACGACAGUUAUUCUGUAUACCGCAGUUAUAACAGCCGAAGUAGUAGUACUAUGGUAGUAGUAGUAGAAGCAGUACUGUUACACUCUACUUUCACUGGCGCAACACCAAAACGGGUAUAACGACGAUAGCUUUCGACCGAUCGUCCGCGACUCGGGCCAGUGUGAUAAACUCGCGAGCGGGCACGUCGCAAAUACAUAUUUUUUUUCCUUGAUAUUCGCGCGGGCAACGUUUUCCCAUCGCGUCUUCGUCGUUGGAAAAAUCGAAUCGGAACACGUCCGCAUAACCCAUAUACCUACCACGGUCCAUAACGUCAAAAACCGCGGUGACCGGAAGUCGCCGAUUUCAAUAGUAUUAUUGUACGCAGUGCGAAAACCACAGACUGAAGCAGAUCUCCACCACCGGCGUCAUGAAUACGACCACUGCGACCUUCGUCUGGAUUGCCCUGUAUUGCUGCUGCUGCUCGUCGUUCGCCAUUCCGGUGCCCGACCGACGACUUCGGCAGACCGACCGCGUCACCUCCGAUCCUGUGGCGCCCGACCACGCCGCUGCCGAUGCGUCCGACCAACCAUUCGAUCCGACGCUGGACGCCUUAGCGGACGCCAAGUACGACGAACCCGCCGCCGACAACGAGAACAAAAACGGCGGAACCGAGGAUAGGGAGAAGCGACAGUUGUCCUUCGUCCAGGGCAAGCUGUUGAAUUUUUUGAAACCGUUACCGGUGGUCGAUGUGACUAAAGAAGAUGAGAAAUAUGGCAACGACGGUGAUAAGUUUAACAGAAUCGGAAGAGGUAUUAUCGGCGGCGUGGAAUCCGUGUCCAAUAUGCUGACCUCGGCGCUUUCGUUUCCAGUGGAUACCGCGAAAAAAUUAUCCAGGUCAGCUACUGAAAUAUUAAACAAUUUAGGUGGAAGAUUAAUAGGACUACAAUGAUAACGUAAAUCUGUUAUAAACAGUAUCUAUACAAUAAAUGUGUAAUGUUGUAUUUAGUUUUAACUCUUAAGAUGUGUUAUGACUUGUGUAUUAAACAAUUUUUAAAUGUUUAAAACAAAUUAAUAUUCACCAUAUAUAGAAAUUAGACAUAGUAAUUAUUAAGAUAAAUGAUUUUUGAAAAUAGAGAUUAAUGUUGUUUAGCAAUCCAUGAUAUAGUUUUUGUACAUACCUUUUUUAUUUUUAUUAAUUUUAUUUUACAGAUAUUUAGGAAAAUAUUUCAUAUAAUAUUUUGUAAUCCACUUCGUUUAAAAAAUAAAAAUAAACUUAAUAGUUAUAAUCUAUGUAUUUUUUCAAUACAAUCUGCUUUAUAAAAAUUGUAUAAUAUUAUUAUAGUACUUAACACUUCUUUUAAUACCAGAUGUUUAAGUCAAAAUUUGUCUUGUAUUGGAAAUAAAUUAUUAAAUUUAGAGAAA
Acyrthosiphon pisum (pea aphid) is the source of this 1608-nucleotide messenger RNA. RefSeq lists its product as uncharacterized. The transcript has 3 exons. NCBI's taxonomy places the organism in Eukaryota, Metazoa, Arthropoda, Insecta, Hemiptera, Aphididae. The record is from RefSeq and is a predicted model, not a curated record. Bases 614 to 1135 code for a protein of 173 amino acids.